AUGAAAUAUUUUGUUGUUCUUUUGGCAUUGGCAGCAGCAUUUGAGUAUGAUGAACAAUUGGCAAAUCAACUGACAGCAUUUUCCUUUGGUGCCUAUUGUGAAAUCAAUGACAUCAACAAUUGGAAUGUGGGAGCCAUAAGUCAAAAAUAUCCAAACCUGACCAAAGUCUAGGUGUUCGAAAACGUUGAAAUGAAAACAAGAGGAUACAUAGCAUACAAUUCUUAAACUUAGGCCAUUACGGUAGUAUUUAGAGGAUCGGACAACAUCAAGAAUUUCAUUGCAGAUAUUGAUACCAAGAAGACAAGUUUCAACACAGCUUGUAGAUGCCAAGUGCAUGAGGGCUUCUUGGCAGCAUACUCAUCACUCAAAAUCCAUUUGGAUGGGUUACUUGGUGAAUAUAGAGUGAAAUAUCCAUAUGCAAAAUUCCACGUAACAGGUCAUUCAUUAGGAGGUGCCAUGGCUACUCUAUUCGCUAGUGAAUUAUCUUUAACUGGAGUAAAGGUGACUCUCGUUACUGUUGGAGCUCCAAGAGUUGGUGAUUCUGAUUUUUAUGAUUGGUUUUCUAAAUUACCAGUGACACACACAAGAUUAACAAACAAGAAGGACAUAGCUCCACAUCUACCUCCUUUCAGAUUUGGAUUUGAGCAUGUGAACAAUGAGGUUUGGUACUUUGAUGGAUUAAAUUACAUUGUAUGUAAAGAAGUCAAAGGUGAGGAUCAAUAAUGUUCUGUGUCAGCAACACGAACAAAUUUGAAUGACCAUCAUGAAUAUUUGGGUUGGUCUGUUGAAGCUUGCAAUGCUGCAUAGGUGGAAUGAAUUACAAAUUGAUUUUUAUCAUGACAUCAUUACAAUUCUAAAAAUAUACAAA
Molecule: messenger RNA, 868 nt
Organism: Paramecium tetraurelia
Lineage: Eukaryota; Ciliophora; Oligohymenophorea; Peniculida; Parameciidae
Exons: 2
Biological process (GO): lipid metabolic process
Source: RefSeq, a predicted model, not a curated record